Messenger RNA from Aureobasidium namibiae CBS 147.97, 1467 nucleotides. RefSeq names its product amino acid transporter. The transcript has 3 exons. Gene Ontology annotation, molecular function: transmembrane transporter activity. Gene Ontology annotation, biological process: transmembrane transport. The record is from RefSeq and is a predicted model, not a curated record. NCBI's taxonomy places the organism in Eukaryota, Fungi, Ascomycota, Dothideomycetes, Dothideales, Saccotheciaceae. Gene Ontology annotation, cellular component: membrane. Bases 1 to 1467 code for a protein of 488 amino acids.
AUGAAGCGUAUGGGCAAGAAACAGGAACUCAGAAGAAACUUCCGUACUCUCUCGACUAUCGCCUUUACUAUCAUCCUCCAAGGAACCUGGGAGGUCCUCUUGACCGCAACUACACAAGGAAUGGUCAAUGGUGGUAUUGCAGGUUUGGUCUGGUCAUACAUUUGGACAUUUUUCGGCUUCACUUUUGUCGUAUUGUCCCUAAGCGAAAUGGCUAGCAUGUGCCCAACAGCUGGUGGUCAAUACCACUGGAUCUCAGAAUUUGCCCCUCCCUCGCAACAGAAGAUUUUGAGCUUCCUCGGAGGCUGGAUGUCAACUCUCUCUUGGCAGGCCGGUACUGCCUCUGGACCCUACUUGGUGGGAACAUUGAUUCAGUCAUUGAUCUUCGAGAACGAUCCCAACUACGUAUUCAAGAACUGGCAGGGCACCUGUUUCGUUAUUGCUAUCGCCCUUGUGGUCUGGGCAACCAACAUCUGGGGAGCUAGGGCUAUGCCUGUCUUCCAGAACAUCAUGAUGAUUGUUCACGUCUUUGGCUUCCUGGUGAUCAUCGUGAUGAUCUGGGUCCUGGCCCCUAGGAACAAGGCCUCGGACGUUUUUGGCACCUUCACCAACUCUGGUGGCUGGAGCUCCAUAGGUCUCUCCCUGAUGGUUGGUCAAGUCUCAGCCGUGUAUGCUUGUAUCUGUUCCGAUGCAGCUGCUCACGUCAAGGAUGCUGGAAGAAACGUACCAAGAGCAAUGAUGUGGUCUUACUUCUUGAACGGCGCUCUGGGACUUGUUUUCCUCAUCACUUACAUGUUCAGUGUCGUCGAUCUGUCUGGUACUAUCGAUGAUGCCAGCAACGGUUCAGGCUACCCCUACAUGUAUGUCUUCACCAAGGCCUUCAGCAUGCCCGCCUUCAACACUCUCUCGGCCAUCGUCAUCAUCCUGAUCUACGCUGGUACACUUUCCUACAACUUGUCGACCUCUCGCCAAACCUGGUCAUUCGCUCGCGAUCAAGGUCUACCCUUCAGCAACUGGAUUGCUAAGGUCGACCCUAAGCUCGAGGUACCAAUCAACUCGGUCACCGCUACCACCGCAUUCACUAUCAUCCUCUCAUUCAUCAACAUCGGCUCCGACGCUGCCUUCAAUGCCAUCGUCUCGCUCAACCUUACCUCCCUGAUGAUCACCUACGUCGUCAGCAUUGGCUGUGUCCUGUACCGCCGUGUCACCCAACCAGAGUCUCUGCCUAAAUGCAGAUGGUCACUCGGUCGCUGGGGUGUGCCCAUCAACACUUUCGCCGUCUUGUACUCGUCCUACGUCUUUUUCUGGAUGUUCUGGCCUCAGACAACCUCAAAUGCUGCCGCCGACUUCAACUGGUCGGUGUUGAUGUUCAUGGUUGUCCUGCUUGUAUCUAUCAUCGACUGGUUCGUUAGAGGAAGAAAGGUGUACACUGGUCCGGUUACCCUGACUGAAGGCUACAAGGGCGAGUGA